This is a messenger RNA of Etheostoma cragini (Arkansas darter), 4972 nucleotides long. It is a transcript of the gene syn2b, whose product is annotated as synapsin IIb. Lineage: Eukaryota; Metazoa; Chordata; Actinopteri; Perciformes; Percidae. Bases 559 to 3015 code for a protein of 818 amino acids. Gene Ontology annotation, molecular function: ATP binding. Gene Ontology annotation, cellular component: synaptic vesicle; synaptic vesicle membrane. The record is from RefSeq and is a predicted model, not a curated record. Gene Ontology annotation, biological process: neurotransmitter secretion. The transcript is spliced from 13 exons.
CAAGAGGAAAAGGACCGAGUGAAAGGGUGAGACAGGCAGAGAGAAGCAUCUCUUUAGUGCAUUCAGCUUGCAGCAGCUCUGGACGCAGGAAGGCAGAGCAGAGGGGGGAGAGCACCUGCACAACACAUCUCUCUCUCUCUCUCUCUCUCUCUCUCUCAGACACACUCUCGCACGUCACAGACACGCAUUUGUGAGGAGGCGUGAGGCUCAGGAGGAGGAACACCACAUACACGCACGUUUCGCUGGCUUAGCUGCGCUUUGGGGAGCUGUCUCUUGAAGACUGGACCAGAGCUGUAUCCAUCGCUUCAUCCAUCCUUUUUCUCCCUUCCUGCUUUCCAUUCCUUUAACUCAGAAGCAGCUCUCUAUCACCCAUACCCGAUUAUUUGGACUGAUUUGCUCUCUGUCAUUCAUCUAACCUCUGAUCAGUGUGUGUGUGUCUCUCUCUCUGUAACCAUCUCUGCCUGUCUCUGCUUUCACUCCAUUCAGCCAAGAGAUCAAGAGACACACUUGGAGAGCAACUAACCAACCGCCUGAGACACCGACCUUUCGAGCGCAAUCAUGAACUUCCUUCGACGCCGUCUCUCUGACAGCAGCUUCAUGUCCAACCUUCCCAACGGGUACAUGACAGACCUCCAGAGGCCUGACCCAGCUGCUCCUCCUCCCCCCACCGCCACCUCCCCUUCCCAGCAAAGUGCACCCCCAACCACGGUGCCUGCGCCUGCCCAGUCCCCGACCAAAGCUCCAGCACCGGACCAGGCACCCACCGGCUCCCCCACAGCUCAGGAGCGCCGUGCGAGCCAGCCGGCUCAGCAGCCUCAACCGGCCCAGCCCUCCUCAUCCUCCUCCUCAUCUGGCUUCUUCAGCUCCUUCAGCUCCAUCAGCUCCAUCACCAAUGUGGUCAAACAGACGGCAGCAUCCGCCGCCGGGUUCGUGGAGCAGUCUGCUACAUCUCCCUCGCUCUCCAAGAAGUUCAAGAUCCUGUUGGUCAUUGACGAGCCCCAGCAUGAGUGGGCCAAAGUGUUUCGGGGAAAGAAGGUUCUUGGAGACUACGACAUCAAAGUGGAGCAGGCUGAGUUCUCAGAAGUCAACCUCAUCGCACAUUCCAAUGGAACCUGUAACGUGGACAUGCAGGUCAUCAGGAGUGGGACCAAAUUGGUCAGGUCUUUCAGGCCUGACUUUGUUUUGGUGCGCCAGCACGCCUUCAGCAUGGCCCAGAACGAGGAUUUUAGGAACUUAAUCAUCGGUCUGCAGUAUGCAGGCAUCCCCUCUGUCAACUCUCUGGACUCCAUCUACAACCUCUGCGACAAACCUUGGGCUUUUUCCCAGCUGAUCAAUAAUCAGAAGAGGCUGGGUUCAGAGAGGAUCCCUCUUAUUGAUCAGACUUUCUACCCCAACUACAAAGACAUGAUCACAUCACCAAGUUUCCCAGUGGUGGUAAAGAUCGGACACGCCCACUCUGGAAUGGGAAAGGUCAAAGUGGACAAUAUGAGUGACUUCCAGGACAUUGCAAGUGUGGUGGCCAUCACUCAGACAUACUGCACCACAGAGCCGUUUAUUGAUGCCAAGUACGACAUCCGGGUCCAGAAAAUCGGCGCUGACUACAAAGCAUACAUGCGAACAUCCAUCUCUGGUAAUUGGAAGAGCAACACCGGAUCUGCCAUGUUGGAACAAGUAGCCAUGACUGACAAGUAUAAGCUGUGGGUUGAUACCUGCUCGGAGAUCUUCGGAGGGCUUGAUAUCUGUGCUGUCAAAGCCAUCUGUGGCAAGGAUGGUAAUGACUACAUUACUGAGUUUGUGGGUUCAUCUAUGCAGCUGAUUGGCGAUCACCAGGCAGAGGACCGCCAGCUCAUCUCAGAGGUGGUGCUGGCUAAGAUGAGCCAAGCACUGGCCACCAGGUCGUCUAGUGCUUCCCGCUCCCCGGCUCGCUCCCCUCAAGGCCAGAAGCCAACUACUGUGCAGCCCCAACAGAGUGCUGCCCUUAAGGAAGGACCGGCAGAUCCAAGCAGGACGUCUGUUCAGCGCCCUCUUCCUCAAGAUGCAGCAGUGAAAUCACAGAGUGUGGACAUAUCAUCAGAGUCAGCUAAGAGAGCAUCUGAGCCGUUACCAAAGCCCAACCAGGCCCAGAAACCAAGCCCAGGUCCAGCACAGAAACCAACUCAGGCACAGAAGAGCCCAGUCCAGAGGGCCACCUCUGUCACAAAGCCUCCAGUCCCAAGGCCCCCCCCAAUGAUGAGAGCCCCAUCCCUCGCAAAGUCAGCCCCAGAUUCGGCUUCCAUCCCGGCCCCAGCCAAAUCUUCACCAUCUUCCCCAGUCCCAGCAGCAGCAGCUGCAGCAGCAGCAGCUCCAGGCUCUCCCCCGACCAAAGCAGCAGCAGCCGUGGAGGUCCCAGCCCCGGCCUCAGCCUCAGCUCCUACCAUAGAGCAGCCCAAGCCCCAGCCCCAGGGCUCUCCAUCUCCAGCUCCUGGCAAACCAAAAGAGCUGCCCCCCAAACCCGCACCACCUGCAAAGCCCAUCCCUCCAUUACGCAGGAAUUCAAAGCCGCAGCUCCAGCCAAAGCCGCAAACCCCGCCGCCACCCAAGACUUCCUCUAAACCCCAGUCCGCUGCCCAAGCCCCAGCACCCACUCUGGCUUCGGAUCCUUCCUCAGCCCCUGCCCCAGCACAGGUUCAGUCUCCAGUCAGAGCCAGCCAUUCCCCGCCUAAUGUCCAGUCUCCAGCUAAGGCAAAGCCCCAGGCCAAACCGGCCUCUCCUUCCCAAAACCCUGAGCUUGACCCAGCUGAAGCUGCCGCGGCCCCCGCUGAGGCAGAGGCCCCUGUGGAAGAACAGCCAGGAUCCCAGCAAAAGACCCAUCCUCUGCUUAAUAAGUCCCAGUCCCUGACCAAUGCCUUCAGCGCCUUCAGCGACUCCUCUUUCUUCCGUGGGGUCUCAAGCACCGGAGGUGACGGCCAAGACGAAGUGAAGGCAGAGACCAUUCGUAACCUCCGAAAGUCCUUCGCCAGCCUUUUUUCUGACUAGACAUAGCCGAACCGUAGUCAGCCAUUUAUUUAUUCUGCCCACCACCCUUUUUGCCGUUGGCCAGUGAUGACUUGAUCAACAUUAAAUGUGAACCAGUCUGAGAUUAAACUCUGUGUGUUAACUGUACUGUAUUCCCUCCGUCCCGGUCACUCUCCUCCUCGACUUUCAGCUUCUCUGUGUGAGUAACAGUGAGGCCUGCUGGGUAGGAUAUCAGUGAAGGAUGCUGUGCCAGAUUAAUUGGACUGAAGGAGUUACGUCAUUGAUAUUUACUAGAGUAGAGUAGAACAGAAUAGAACAGAAUAACAAAAUAUUUAUUUUUCCCAGAACACACUUUAAGGAACUCUUUCUGAAGUGCAGUAUAUAAAAAGUAGAAUAUUUAAGAAUACAGAUAGAAUGUACAUACAGUAUAUAUAUUUAUACAUAUACAUAUAUAUACAGUAUAUUAAUACAAACAUACAUAACUAUAAAGGGAGAUAAGCCAAUUGAAAAAGAAAAAAAAUCCAGUAGCACUUUCAAUUAGUUUUUGUCAGUGACAUAACUCUUUCAUUCAGUGGCUGGAUUCAUACAUAUUUUAAAAGAGUUAUAUGAUAUUUAAUAUUUGAUGGUUUGAUCCACAGUGAAUCAAUUUUAGUCAGUAAGUAAAAUGUUGUCAUUAAGGAUUUUUUUCCCUGUGUAAAUCCAGCCAAUGUGUCUCUGGUCCUUGGCUACUGACGACUGGGCUUGUCAUUGCGCCCCCUUUUUUGGUCAACAAGCCUUGAAGUUCAUUGUCGUGUGAGGGAGUUGGAAAUAUAUGUUAUGUUCAUCCGUGUUCAAUUGUUAUGCAUGGCUCCUCCAAGUGGCUCAGUAAGAUUUUUGGAGAAGGGAGCUCUAUCAGUGUUGAGUUUUGCCCUUUGUGGCCUUUCUCUCUCUCUCUCUCUCUCUCUCUCUCUCUCUCUGUCUGUCUCUCUCUUUCUCUCUCUCUCUAGAUGUUGUAGCCUUAUUGUGAACAUGUUUUCAAUUCACAGCUGCAUUUGUUAGUUGUGCAGACCUGGGUCGAUUACAACUCGAAAUGUAUUCAUUUACUUCCAAGUGUUUAAUUAAGUAAACUAUUGAGGGCAACAGUGACUGCAGCUGUUGUAGUUUUGGGAGCAUUGGGAUCGACCCCAUUGCUUACCAGACUGGAUAAAGCAAUCCUAAAAAAGUAAUUGAAUGCAUUUCAAAUUGUAAAAAAGACUAAUGUCUGUAGCUGUGACUGGUGAUUUCUUGUUUCACCUCUGUGUAGAUCUAUCAACAGUCUCGUAAUUUGUUGAUUAUUCUCAUGAAAAGACAUUGAGACAGUAGUGCAAUAACACCUCAACAUGCCUGUUGGGCACUGUCACAUUAUCAAUAUAAAUAUGAUCAUACAGGACCUGUGUAUCUGUUAAAUACCUAACUCUUACAUUCCCUUUAAGAUUCCUUUCAGUCGCGACUUUCCAGGUUGCUUUUUACUGCAGUCAGACGCUGGCUUUCAGAUUAAUAGUCCAUGUGAAACUGUUGGUUUCUGUGUUUAACCCUGUUUGUGUGUGGGACUAAAUUUAAGGCAACCUGGAAUGAACCCAGUACCUUGACUGGUCUUUUUCAGUUGAGUUGCUGCUGCAUUUCAAGAUCAUAUGUGGAGAUAGAAAAAAUGAAUACUUAGGAACUGCUUACAAACCUGUCUACUUAUCCAUUUCCAGUACUAUGUUGGAAGUAAAGUAUAGCAUAUUGUAUUUGUAUGUAAGUAUGUGUCAACUCAGGAGUUUUUUCUUUGUAAUAUAUUGAUUGAUAGAUUUUUUUUAAGGCUCCAUAUUUAUGGUAGAGUAUAUAUUGUUUGUUUUGUAUUGUGUCUUCAUUUGUAAUGCGAUACUGCUUUGCAUGAUCUAGUGACUGAUUAUGGUUUUUUUCUGUACAGAUAAAAGUUAAUAAACAUGUGGUUCCAUCAUUCCACUAAUUCACUUAG